This is a messenger RNA of Lycium barbarum (goji berry), 3399 nucleotides long. RefSeq names its product shaggy-related protein kinase epsilon. The transcript has 12 exons. Gene Ontology annotation, cellular component: cytoplasm. NCBI's taxonomy places the organism in Eukaryota, Viridiplantae, Streptophyta, Magnoliopsida, Solanales, Solanaceae. Gene Ontology annotation, biological process: protein phosphorylation; signal transduction. Gene Ontology annotation, molecular function: ATP binding; protein serine/threonine kinase activity. The record is from RefSeq and is a predicted model, not a curated record.
GGGGAUAUAUUGUGGAGUUACAAAGUAAAGUUUGAGAUAAAGCUGUAGUGUCAUCCUUCCCCAGACUGCCAAUGCUACUUCCAUGCCCAGGUCCACAGUUCGUUUUGUGUACGUGUGCUGCUGAACAUCUGCCCUCUAUGGUGCGAGAGUCGUCUCCCGCAAAAUAACUUCAGCUGGAAAUUACAUGUUUCGGGAUCGUCCUGUGGUGCAUGUUUGCUUUGGCUACAGGAAAUGAACUUAAAUGUGUUUGAAUUUGUCACACAUUUGGUUAGUUACUGAUGUACUACUAGAUACAUCAUGAUAAACAAUGUCAGUCUAGAGCUGCAUUUGUUGGCAUGUUGCGAGCAAAAUCUGGUGGAUCACGUCUUGAUCUUGAGUGGUGCUGCCACUCCAAUAAAAGCUGAGUGCUUGGAGAAAUUUUGAGCCUCCAUACUGUCAGAUUUUGAAAAUGUUUUAACAGAUUGUAGUUAGAGCUGUGGUCGCAAUUCAGUUAAACUUGUGCUUGUGGUUGACCCAUUGUUCUUCAUAUGCUGGAAGAAAGAAUGAGGAAGGGAAGGCUGGAACAAUUAAUUGAUAGUAUCAAUCCAGUGAACUACUAUAAUUUGUAUCUUGAAGAGUUUGCUUUGGGUUCUCCUGUUGGCAUGUUCAUCUUCGGUUUGAGUUCCGUUAAUUUUUUCCCUUUUAAAAUUUGAGAACUAUAUAGCCAUUAUAGUAAUCCUGAUGAUCUUCAUGUAGCGGGGUUUGUUGGAGCAAUUAUUUUGCCUUCCAGCUGCAGGACUUGCUUUAUGUGUAACUGAAGUAAAUGUUUGGUUAAUUGCAAAACGUUUCAAGUUUCAACUGGAAUACUAUUUUGAGUUGGCAGUUGUUUCCUGAGAAUGAGAUAGGUUUUGCUCGAAACACGAGCUCUGGUGAACCAGAAGUAUAGGUUUUCCUCUUUACAAGCAGCUUCAAUCUCUGGAGUAUUUACAACAUUGGAUUAAGGAGUUAAACAAUACAUUCACUGAAAAGGCAUCACCUAUGUGAGUUGAACAGCGCUAUUGACUGAUUUGGGACCUAAUAUAAUUGUUGUACCAGUUUCAAUCUUGAUGGCUGUUCCAAAGCCUGUUUUAACCUCAGUGAAAUAAACUUGUUAGAAAUAGUAAAAAAAACCCAAUAUAUAUUCUUUUUUUUUUGUUAAUAACAGUAAAAAGAAAGUGAGAACGCUACAUUCUUCUUUUUUUCUUUAUAAUUUAACUUUAGCUGGCUCAUGUUCAUGUUUGAUCGCCCCCAGGAAAAUUCAUCUGAGCCUUUUAUUCUGUUUUUGGCAAAAUUAAGAAAUGGGAACAAAUAUGUGGUGUAUAUAUAUUUUGUGGAAAUGGAAUAUGCUUUUUAAUUAAAAAAUGUUUAUGUAUAAUAAUAAACUCUCAAACGAGGUUUAACUAAAUUCUGGUUGGCGGAAUUAUCGGACACCUUCUGAAUACUACCAUAAAAUGAUUUAUUUCAUAAAAAUUACUAUCAUGAAUUAACCAGGCUUAUCGCAAUGAUCCUCUUUUUAUUUUGGGUCUGAGGCCGGUAGCCUGAUAAUAUGUGCACGUGAAACAGAAAAAAAAAAAAAAAAACUCCAAUUAAAAGAAUCCGCUUACGUGGUUCUUCGUUAGAAUUAAUACUUUACCAGUCAACAUUAUGACACGUAAGCAUACAACUCCAUCUAGAAGCUUACACGUGGCCAUCUCGUACACCCAAAACUCCAAUCAACUAAAAUGGGAUAAAAUUAGUUGGGGAUCCGCUCAGCUCCUUCAAAAUUCACAGAGCAUCCAAAGUGAGAGAGAAAAAAAUAGAGUGAUCUGCCGAAAUGUGAGCAAUUCACUUCAUUGCCGCAGGUUUUGAGAAGCUGAAGAUCUGUCAUUUGAGUCGUAACCGUUUAUCAGUACCAUAAGCAAGUUUGUUUGUAAUUCGGUGAUAUGGCCUCUGGCAGUAUAAUGCCUUCAGCAGGUGGCAAACCUGUAACUGAUGCCAUGCUUAUUGACAACCUCCCUAAAGAAAUAAAUGAAAUGAAGAUCAAAGAUGACAAAAAAGGAAAGGUUGUUCUUGGAAAUAGGAUGCAUACUCUUUGUCUUGUUUCUUUUUUCUUGUCUAUGCUUGGUUAUCUUUGCAAGUGUCACUGUGAUAGCCUGAAAGGAAAUGGAAGCAGCUGUAGUGGAUGGAAAUGGAACUGAAACAGGUCACGUCAUUGUGACAACUAUUGGAGGAAAAAAUGGUCAGCCAAAGCAGACCAUUAUUUACAUGGAGGAGCGAGUUGUUGCACAGGGUUCCUUUGGAAUUAUAUUCAAGGCCAAAUGCCUUGAAACAGGAGAAACUGUGGCAGUAAAAAAGGUCUUGCAGGACAAGAGAUACAAGAAUCGGGAAUUGCAGACUAUGCGACUUCUUGAUCAUCCUAGUAUUGUUUCACUGAAGCACUGCUUCUUUUUUAUCACAGAUAAGGACGAGCUCUAUCUGAAUUUGGUUCUAGAAUUUGAACCUGAAACUGUCUACUGUGUGUUAAUACAUUACAGCAAAGCAAACCAACGGAUGCCUUUGAUAUAUGUCAAGCUGUACACAUAUGAGAUAUUUAGAGCUUUGGCUUACAUACAUGGGAUAGGAGUCUGCCACAGGGACUUCGAGCCUCAGAAUUUACUGGUCAACCCACACACACAUCAGCUUAAGCUUUGUGAUUUUGGGAGUGCAAAUUUUUUUAUAGUCAAAGGCGAGCCAAAUAUUUCAUAUAUUUGUUCACAUUAUUAUCAUGCGCCUGAACUAAUAUUUGGAGCAACUGAGUACACCAAUGCAAUUGACAUUUGGUGUGUGGGUUGUGUCCUAGCUGAACUGCUUCUUGGUCAGCCCCUCUUUCCUGGUGAGAGUGGUCGUCGAAAAAAUCAAGGUACCCAUCUAGUUCUUGGAACACCUAUACGUGAAGAAAUUAAGAGUAUGAAUCCAAAUUACACUUGAGUUAAGUUCCCGCAAAUCAAAGCUCACCCCUGGCACAAGAUCUUUCAUAAGCGGAUGCCUCCUGAAGCUGUUAAUCUUGCCUCAAGGCUUCUCCAGUAUUCUCCAAAUCUGAGGUGCACCGCGCUGGAAGCUCUUGCUCACACUUUCUUUGAUGAACUCCGUUACCCUAAUGCUCGCCUUCCUAAGGGUCGUCCAUUGCCACAUCUGUUCAACUUUAGGCCUAAAGAGCUGAAAGGACCGUCUUCAGAACUCUUAAACAAACUAUUACCAGAACAUGCUAAAAAGCAGUCUCACUUGGUUUCUCGUCUGAAAGAAUCUGUGUAUCUUUUGUAAACUUGAUCUUAUUUGCUAUUACUGUCUUUAUUCCCUGUAUAUAUUGACCAGAGAAUUAGGAAAACCUUUUGACAUAUCCAUUCCAUUAUUAUACCACGUUUA